AUGAUGCUCCAACAGCCCCCGUCUCACGUCACGAAACUCGAAGAAUACAUCGGCGGAUCGUCUGUUAGCAGUGGUCACGAACACGAUUCUAUCAGAAGUUCAACGACGCCAGAGAAUUAUGAUGACCUAAUGGAAGACGACGUAAAUCAGAAGAAUGAAGAACAGGAGGUGGAGAUGAACGAUGUUUCACAAAGAGUCAGCAAGUUGGAGAACAAUUUUGUAUUCAUACAGCAUCAGCUCUCCACUAUAAUCAGUCAUCUACACAUGGAACCAUGCAAAUGUGCCACGUGUGCCCAAGUGAUGGAGGCUGGAAAACCAAAAAAACAAAAUGCUGCCUCCGAAAUGCUCUCCCAAAUAUUCCCGAAUGCCUCAGCUGAGCAACUGAAAACUCUUUUGGACCUCUCGAAACAGAACAAAUUACCCUCUCAAAUAGUUCACAAGGAGUCCAAUGGCACCGUGCAGUCAGCUACAGUAACCCCGAAACCAGUGACUCCUCAAAUCGAACAGAACCUGAAAUUGGGUCAAGGAUAUCAAAGUGGAGGAAACGGAGGGAAGAUUCAGAUGCACUCAGAACGCCACUCAGAACCUUCCAGAAAAAUCAAGAAAUUAGGAUUCCCACCACCAGUUUCUGCUUAUUAUCAGAGGAAAGAGAGUGGUACUUUGGCUCCGCCCACUCCACUAACAUCCAUCCCUAAUUUCAUCACAAAUACUCCUGCUGCAUCUGCAUCCAACACAUCGAAUGCAUCACCAGGACCGUCGAGUUCAGAUGGGGAUGAUAUUGUGGAUACUCCAGUACAGUCGAGUACGGUACCUGCCACACCGACGACUCCAGGAACCAAUUUGUUUACCCAGUCAAUGGUCGAUAUGCUGAAACUGAAUUCUCAACAAAACGCCGCCCACUCCACUGGUUCCCCAGGAUUCCUUCGUGGACGUGGACGUGGUCGACCAAAGUUGAUCGGAGAUGAAUUGGAUGCGGAUCUCGUUGACUACAUGGUCACUCUCAAAAACGCGGAUCCCCAUAAAGGCAACUUCACAGCAUCUCAAGCACUUCAUAUGGCACGUCAAUAUAUUUUGGAGAGAGCUCCCGGUCUUCUGGAAGAACACGGAGGACACGUGAAACUGAAGUUGACGUGGGCAAUGAAAUUAGUGUCGAGAAUCGGAGAAAGACAACGAGAAAUCGAAUUGGGUCUGCCGGCUGGAACACUUUCGAAUAUGGGAAGAAAUCUGACAAAUAUUCCGACGGGCGGGAAUUUUAUGGCGGAUAUGAUGGCUCAGAACAUAUUCUCUCAGCACAUGAUGAUGGUUAACCAGCAGUUGGGAGGAGGCUCUCCGACUCAUUCAUCUAAUUCGUCGGCUGUGGAAACUUCUGGAGGACAUCAUCAGAAUGAAGAGAAUUUACACGUAAAGAAAGAAGUGACCGCAAUGCCAGAAAUCAUAAAUAUAAAAGAGCUCAAUCUACCAUUCCUCAACAACUUCCUUGCCGAAUUAAACGACAAAAAUUCGGGAUUAAUUGACGGUGAACUCGGGGCGACAUCCUCUUCGUCCGCCCUCCUCUCUGCUCCAAAUGCAUAA
Molecule: messenger RNA, 1572 nt
Organism: Caenorhabditis remanei
Lineage: Eukaryota; Metazoa; Nematoda; Chromadorea; Rhabditida; Rhabditidae
Exons: 6
Coding region: 1-1572 (523 amino acids)
Source: RefSeq, a predicted model, not a curated record